Truncatella angustata is the source of this 837-nucleotide messenger RNA. RefSeq lists its product as uncharacterized. The transcript is spliced from 6 exons. NCBI's taxonomy places the organism in Eukaryota, Fungi, Ascomycota, Sordariomycetes, Amphisphaeriales, Sporocadaceae. The record is from RefSeq and is a predicted model, not a curated record. Bases 1 to 837 code for a protein of 278 amino acids.
AUGCAGUCAAGACAGACACUGGUUGUCGACAUCAAGGUUUCAUAUCCUCGAUGGCGCCGUGGCAAGAUCGGUCGCCAUCAGGAAUGUAGGCGGGACUUGAAAGCAUCGGGUAGAAUCACAAGCAAACAAGCUGGGCAUCAGUACACGAUAAUUCUUGCGGGGCAGGAAGAUGCAUGGCCCUUUACUGUCGCCAUCGCUUGCCGUCACCCUGGCCACCCGACCAUAUGCCGUAGAGCAUUUGCUCCAAGGUCGAAAAGUGCCGCGCCGAGGGAGCGUACAAAGCCAUACCGCCUGCUAGUCAGGUCUGUGCUUGCGUGCAGCUUGGGCGGCGGCGUCUUCGGCUGGAAGAUGUCAAACCUUGUGGCUCAGUGUGGUGGAGGUCGGGGUGACCAGGCAGCUAUCGGUAGGAAAGGCGUCGACCAACACGAACGUGCUGUGCAUGACGUGAGCGGAAGGCUAGAGAUGCUGGUUCAUGGUGUCGUUGAUGAGUGUCCUGGCGGCACUGCAACGCAUCAUUUGAUUUUGGGUUAUACGCGAGAUGCCUCCACAUCCAGGGUACGGGAUGACGGCAAACAACCAUUGCCUAACGUGUGGAGACGGCAAAGCCAGCUGCGCAGAUCUUGGGAGCGCUCGGUUUCCAGAAGCAUUGAUGGAACAAGAGACAAGACAGGCAGAGCCGUCGCCUUCGCCGUGGUACAUUUCAAAAGCCCGACGCAGCCGAGAAACAGGACCUCAUCGUUUCAAUAUAAGGGAGCGUUGCAACUGCAUGUAUAUACAUUCCUUGUCGGGCGGCAGAUGGCAAGGAUCGGCACGCAGCUUUUCCCAAACGAGGCUUAG